AUGGCGGACUCGGACCUGCUAACCCCCCCGGGUGCCCCUUUCCUGCGAAACAACCUCCCUCCUCAGAACAUGCCGCCUCAGGCCCCCCGCCAUGCCGGUCUGCCUCAGGGUCAGCGGCCGCAGCAAAUGCAGCAACAGCUCCCGCCUCCGAGCAGCCGCGCACCGAACAAUGGUCUGCCGGUCAUUACUAACCCGCAGCAGCUUCUGCACCUGACUGAAGAGCAGCGCAAUGCUUAUUUGGUUGAGGACGCGAAGCGGGCCAAGCGCAACCACAAGAUUGCCCUCCUCUCCAGAGGAAACGGCUUGAUGACGCCCCAGGACAAGAACUUUAUCACACGAAUCCAGCUGCAGCAAUUGGUGGCUGCGGCCGGUAACGUGGCAGACGCCGAUCCCGAGGCUGUGUUGGCCGAGGACUUCUACUACCAGGUCUACAGCCAGAUUCGUGGCGCGCCCCGUCAGCAUCCCCACCAGCCUCUUGGCCACUUUGCCCAGACCUAUCUGCUCCAGACCGGAAACCGUCUCGGUGGGAACCGACACCGAAACACUUUGCAGGGCGCAGACAAUCAUAUGCAGCGGAUGCAGCAGCAAGUGCAGCGUGCUGUUGAGGCUGCCAAAGCCAAGCCUAAGAACAAGCAACUGAUCAUUGAGGGAAGUUUGGGCAAGAUCUCUUUUAGCAACGCCAAGGCGCCCAAGCCUAUGCUCAACAUCAAGCGUCCCGAUAGCUCGGAGGGACCUCGUCCUAAGAGGGUGCAAUCGGAGCUUAGUUUGAGCGACCGCAAAUCCAUUCUCACCAAUAUCGAGCGUGUUUAUAGCGCUUUGAUGUCUAUGGAGGACAUGGAGCGCACAAUGCCGCCGCCACCGGAAGAGGGUGAUGCAGAAGCGAUCCAGAAGCAUAUGGAAUGGCGCCAGGAACUCCACGGACUCAACCAGAAGCUCUGGAAAGCACUGAAGGUUAUGGAGCCUAUUGUGCCCAACUCCACUACCCCUCACCCCUUCAUCGCCUUCCUUUCCCACGCCAAGGGCAAGAAGGCCAUUCCCCGCAUCUUCCGUCACAUCGACCAGGAGCAGCGCGUGACUAUCCUAACCAUGAUCGUCGUGCAUCUGGACAGCUUGGACGUGGUGCGCCUGGCACAGGCUAUGCCCGGUGAGGCCCAGCCCUCCAUGGCUGUGCGCGAAGCCAUUGACCUAUUCUCGCUGGCCGUCAUGCCGAGCUUGCUCCAGUAUGUCAAUGAGGCACCCUUUAAUAUUAUCAUCGGUCUCCUGGGCCUGGUCAUCGCGCAGACCCACGUGCAGAGCGUGGCUCGCACCAAGGUCGGCCUGGGCAUCCUGACCAUGCUCCUGAGUCGUGCGGAGCUGGUCAAGGAAGCUGGCCAGGCCCCCGAGCGGGACUGGCAGCAGUGGGUUGAAAAGUUCAACGUCCUCUUCGACACCCUAGAGCCCGUGCUUGCCGACAUCUUCCCGGGCUCGAUCAACUCGGGCGACGACAUGUACGUCUGGCAGUUCCUUGCCGCCGUGGGUAUUGGUGCCAGCCCCGAGCAGCAGCAGCGUCUGGUUAUUGCUGUGAAGGAUCGCGUCAUGGAAACCGUGGGCUAUAGCAAGAGCCUUCCUGCAGACAUGUCCAGUCUGCGACUGGGCAACGUCAACCUGUUUAUGCGGGCCAUCGGAUUGGACGUGGAGCUUCUUGGUUAA
Penicillium maclennaniae is the source of this 1689-nucleotide messenger RNA. Its product is annotated as deadenylation-dependent mRNA-decapping factor PAT1. Gene Ontology annotation, cellular component: P-body. Gene Ontology annotation, biological process: P-body assembly; deadenylation-dependent decapping of nuclear-transcribed mRNA. The record is from RefSeq and is a predicted model, not a curated record. Gene Ontology annotation, molecular function: RNA binding. Bases 1 to 1689 code for a protein of 562 amino acids. The transcript has 2 exons. NCBI's taxonomy places the organism in Eukaryota, Fungi, Ascomycota, Eurotiomycetes, Eurotiales, Aspergillaceae.